UUAGCUGAUUAGCAGAAGUUCCUUUGUGACGCUGAAGUAUGUUUACUUCAGCAAAGUGAAGACAAGGGGUCAGGAAAUUCCUCUGAUAUUGUAAAGUUACUUAUUUAUUUUGACUAGAUACAAUAAAACUUUCAAACGUUAGGUUUAAGUUGGUGCAACAUGGUAACUCUACAGUGUCUGAGUGAAUGCGCUUUGUAGCCAGAUUGCUGAGAACAAAUGGAUACUUGUCAGAAGACCAACUGAAACAGUUCACCCAUUCCUUGGAGGAAGCUUUAGGAGUUAUGAUGUUGUGAAAAAAAGACCAGGACGUGCAUCUUUCAAUACACGCCCCACCAGCCCUGUCGAGGUAGUUCGUGGUGUCAGUACUACAUAGCCUACAUUAAUAAACUCGAAAGCGGCCGAACCAGCCAGAGGGAGUUGCUGGAGUGCCAUGUGGCAAUAAAAAAAAACACCCAGGAGCAUUACCAACACCACUGGUUCCCACAGGCUCCGUGCAAAGGUUCGGGAUACAGAUGUCUCGGAGUCAACCACAAAAUCGACCCCUUGAUUGGCAAAGCUGCUUACACUAUUGGACUCACACGGGAACAGCUCUUCUCUCUGCUGCCCAGUGAACUGACAAUGUGGGUCGAUCCGUGCGAGGUGUCCUAUCGAAUAGGAGAGGAUGGCUCCAUCUGCAUCCUCUACGAGUCCACCCAACCAGUGCAAACUAAUGCUGACACAACAGACAUGAUCAGCUGCGAGGAAGAGCUGAGAUUUGGGAGGUCAGGUCCAUCCAAGUCGUUCAGCAUGAUGUCUCAGGCUAAUGUUCAUUUCAUGUUAGUAGCAUUCCCCAGGCAUUUCUGCCCCAUGCAAUUUAUUAGGACAUUAAAUAUUUAUUUUUACUGGCUUAAUGCAAUUUGUUUAAUCUACAAUUUUCCAUGAUAUGUAAAAUGAUUUACUGCCUUGAAAGUUUUAAAGAUUUAUAUUACAAAUUGUUAUGUAUCUUAUGUAUUUCUAGUAAUUCUGCAUGAGCAACUAUUUCGCCAUGGUUUCACUAUUAGCAAUGGUCUUUUGGUGAGCAGAAUCAUGGAUUCCACAAAGCAUGAAAAUAGGAAGCAUUGCCACAGGAAAACAAGAGGCAUGAUCUUCCUGGAAAUGUUCUCCUGUUUUAGUACCCAUACUGAAUAUGACCGUGUUGCUGGUAUUUGUGUAUUUCUAAAUAGAAGGGUACAUUUGUUUGCUCUUGGUGUAAGAUCACACAGCAGUUAGAGAGUAGUAGGAUGUCCAGGUUAUUCUGAAGUGCAACUGACUGACCUGGAGCAUUAGCUGACUGAAUAAAAGAUACAAGCUGUGGGGUUGGGGGUAAAAAUUUGGAAGUCAUGUUUAAUAUCACCCAAAGGCACUCUGAUAACAAAGACUUAAUGACAGGAAAAAGCACCCCAUUGGCAGGUUUAUUAGCACAACAAAACUUUGGGUUUUGUAAAGAGAGGAACUGAUAGAAAAAAGAGCUGUUGGCCAGGAUAAAAAACAGCACACUGAGGAAUUUGGAAUCUUGGAAAGUAAAUAUUUUGGUUCUCAUCAACAAAUCUAUGAUAAACAGCUGGUUGCAAUUGUAGAAUAUUUUUUUAGGGGAAAACAUUUUACAUUUCAUACCAUCACAGAUUACUGGCCCAUUACCUUGGUUUUGAAUUUCCAAAUACAAUUCCUUAAUAUUAUGAACAAUAUUCAGAAAGGAUAUGUUUUUUUUUUGUCUGAGACAAAUCAUUGGUGAUAAUAUGCAUGAGAUGAACAACACAUAUUUUUGUCCACAAAUUGAAGUAUGCAGUAUCUUUUUAAAAUUGGGAUUGUGCAUACAUCUACUAUUUCAUAUUUUAGCAAAACCAUCAUAAAGUACUUUAUAAGGAAUGUCCAGAGGAUCAAAUCACCUUCAAAUAUGUUAGUGAGAAUGUUUUCUGAAAGUGUUAUUUUUUUCAACUUUGUAUUAAGGCAAAAGAGAAAUUGUUCUAGUGCAAAGAUUUACACAAGACCUUGUUAUGAAGUUGUCUUAAUAUUGGAUGCUUACAAGCCAUACUAUUUUCCUUACAUAACCAAGUUGGAGCAAAUCUGUCGGUGGACACCUGCAGAGGCUGAAAACAUUAUGGGGAGGGAGGUGCAGAUUGCAAUUGCUGACUUGUAAAACAGACGUCUACUCCAUUUGAUGAUUAAGGGAAACAUGUUUGGUGGUGUCAGGGAGAAGAAUACAUUCCCUUCAUUGCUUACCUUGGCACUGGAUUUUUAUAAUCACUUCAUGUUAAAGUAUUCUGUCCAAAAUUCCAGUAAUCAAAUCCCAGUGCUUUUUACUUCCAAGUUUCUUUUUUUCUCCACUCUGUCCACACCAGACAAAUAAUUGUUACUUUUAAAAGCCAGCCCUUUUUCAUGAUUUUCCUCAGAAACAUUUUCUCAAUAUACAGGUUAUUCAUUCUGUCCAACCAAGAGGGACAAGUGGCUCCUUUCCAACACACUGGUUGAUGUCAUAAGGAUCCAAUAAGGAUGUGUUAAAAAGGUAUACAUAGUACAGCAUGUGAUAUGCAUUUCACACUUUAUUGCAUGUAGGUUCAUCACAAUAUUCUAUCAUUCUACUAAUGACAUUUCAUGUCUUCAAUAUUUACAAUAAAAAAAAAUCUUAAAACCAUUAUAUUUCUAAUUUCAUGAGCCAGUGCUGCAAGGUCUGAAAUUACAUGCAUCCACAGCCUGCAGUCAAAUUAUUUUCUACAACAUAUCGAUUGCCAAACACUGUCAAAGCAAAAUACUUGAGAAGGCUACUUUGACAGCAAACAUUGGGUUAAAGUUUGUUUCAUAUUCAUACUCCACUGGCAGCUCUUUAAAACUGGAUGGAAAAUUCUACUCCUGCUCUCUCAAAUCUCAGCCCACUACUCAGCACGAGCCUCUCUUCAGCACUGCUCUGUUCUCAUCCCAGCUUUUUAAACAAUAAUGGACAUGAGGACCUUGUUUUUCACCAUAAUUCUGGUACCAUGGAUGCUCUCAUCUGCAGCAAGAAGUGGAUACAUGGAAGCAGUAAAACCUAAGAAAGAGGUUGUGACAAUGCUAGACUAUGACAAUGUUGGGGACUCCGAAACAAGCCACGCUGCAGCACCAAACAGUGAGGGCGAACUGCCCACGUGCCUGCUGUGUGUGUGUCUCACUGGGUCAGUGUAUUGUGAGGAGGUCUCUCCUGAGAUGACAGCUGUUCCAUCCCUGCCCAAGGAAACUGCCUAUCUCUAUGCACGCUACAACAAAAUCAGAAAAAUCACCAACAAAGACUUUGCAGACAUUGCAACUCUGAGAAGAAUUGAUCUGACUGGGAACCACAUCUCUGAGAUAGAAGAUGGAGCUUUCUCAAAGCUCAUCCUCCUUGAAGACCUCAAUCUCUCAGAGAAUCAACUGGUCAAACUACCCACAUUACCUGUCAAACUUGUGUCCUUAAAUGUCAAUCACAACCGACUUAAAACCAAGGGCGUAAAAUCAAACGCUUUUAAGAAACUCACUAAGUUGGCAUACCUCUACCUUGGAGAUAAUGAGCUGGAGGCGAUCCCACAACUUCCAGAGAGUCUUCGCAUUGUGCACCUAAACAAAAAUAAGAUCACUACGAUAUCAGAUGAGACCUUCUGUCAAGGCAACAACACCCAGUACAUAAGAACCAACAUAGAGGAGAUUAGACUGGACAACAACCCUGUGAUUUUGGCUAAUCAUCCCAACAGCUUUGUCUGCCUCCGGUCCCUGCCCAUUGGACAGUACCACUGAAUCACAACGCCACAGACGGGGUUCUCUUGUGGCAAGGGCCAGCUAAUGUAAAGCAUGAGUCAAAAGACCACAUUGCAGAAGUGGCAUGUAAUCUGAGCCAUAGCGUAAGAGCAGAAACAUGCAAUAACAUUUGUUUUAUAAGAUACAACUGAAUGAUUCCCUUGGGUCAUCUUGCGAAGUUCACAAUUAGUUGAAAUGGUGUACGCUUAGGUAAGGCACAAGUGAAAACAAGUUACACAACAUAACUAUAUGCUCAAUAAUCUUGAUUGUUUUUCUGUCUCUGUUUUAUACUUCCAACAGCAUGUCUGGAUACUGCUUCAAUUGCAUUCAUCUACUUUUUUUAUUAAAUCAUUGCUAGUAAAUGUACAUAGUAGUGGAACUACAAUUUGCACACAUUUGAUAUUGUUAACCCAUAUUUGUAUUGGUUUAAAAAGACAUUUGCCAUACUGUUUACAUGUAUCAGAAUAAAUAAAAUUCUAACUACACUGCAAUGUA
Esox lucius (northern pike) is the source of this 4254-nucleotide messenger RNA. RefSeq names its product osteoglycin, paralog b (gene ognb). The transcript is spliced from 9 exons. Gene Ontology annotation, molecular function: protein binding. NCBI's taxonomy places the organism in Eukaryota, Metazoa, Chordata, Actinopteri, Esociformes, Esocidae. The record is from RefSeq and is a predicted model, not a curated record. Bases 2950 to 3759 code for a protein of 269 amino acids.